GUGUCAUUGAAUAUGCGCCUGAUCUUAAGGUUAAAUAUCAUAAACUAAAAUACGAUUGAUUUUACACGAUACAAACGCGUCAUAAUGGCGAUGUUUUGGUGUGCGUUAUACAAUUACAACGAAGCAAGCAGUAGCGUAUGGUAAUAUUGAAAUAUGGAGAAGAACGAGAGAAUUAUCGCUAUAACCCGCAUUCUUCCUGGACUUGAAACAUUCCUACGCGAGACCCUUGCAAACGAGAACUUGAGUGCUGAUGCAGAAAAGCAAAGACUGAAUUUCGUUAAGAAUCUUGAGGUGCUCACUACACCUCCUCAUCUCCCACCGCGACCAACGAACCUAAAGAUACAAAGCCGUUCCUCUGUUGACUCUAUAGACAGCAUUGAGAAUCAUGAAAACGAUUUCGCUUCUGUGCAGAGGAAACUUUCCAAUAUAUACUACAUGAGACGAGAUUUCGAUGAGUUAAACGAACAUUUGGUCAACGGGUACUCAACAGAUGAAUCUCACAAAAGCACCUUACGUAAGAUUCCUACCAAAGGAAGGAAAAAGAAGACGUUGGGAGAGGGAAUCUAUGAACCGUUACCUGGUAUUGUACAUGAAACAGACCAUGAAACAGAGGGAAAUGUUCUUAGUGAGGACGAGUCACGUGUCCACAACCGUACUCUAAUGCGUAGCACACACAUAAGACAGUCGCUUAGCAGAGGAAAAUGGUUUAAUAAAAAAGAGAAAUCAAUCUUACAAGAAGUAUUUGCUUACGAUCUAACGCUCCCAACAAUCUCUGGACAUCUUAUGGAAGUGAGAACAAGCAAACGAAGAUGGUGUGUACUCAAGGAUCAAUACUUAUAUAUCUUUAAGAAUCAAGAAGAGCCAGCCCUCUUUCAGAUUUCUUUGCCCGGUUGUCAUAUAUCUACUGUCCCUAAAAACGACAAAACCAAGGUCACAUAUUCAUUCAAAAUCACACAAAAUGGUGUUGCAGCUGUGAUUUUGGGUAUCGAAGAAGAAAAAGAUCUUUCCGCAUGGAUGAAUGCACUCAUCACAGCUUCUGUAGCAAAAAAUCCAACAACGACCCUUGGAAAGGCCAGUAGAACUCUUCCACGUUCUAUGUACACACCAUCAGUUGAGGAGGAGUCAGCUGAUGAAGAACUGCCCUCACGCAGGCAUACCGUGGGUUCAACUUCCACUAUCACGAAACAAUCAUAUUUUGAAAUAGACUUUGGAACGUACGAGAGACCUAUAGAUGUCUUGGGACUUGAAUCAUCUCUUGACACAGAGAAUUACAAUCCGCCUUUACCUCCACUCCCUGGGGAUAUUUCUGACUUAAUGCACCAAGGUGACUACGAAGAGAACAGACGUUUGUCAAAGUACUCUGGAAUUUAUGAAGAAGUUGGAGACGAGCUUAUCAACAAGUAUUCUAUUAAAAUGAAUGAUGAAGUUACAAACAAGAAUGGUGAUGAAGAUGAAGAUCAGGACGUCAAAAAUGAGGAGCCUAGAAACAGUGAGAAGACACAGCGAAAAUAUUCCGAAGUCGGUACAAGUGAUAGCGAGUAUUCCACCGACAAUGAUGAGAAUGAAAAGGAGUUUCACGACCGCUGGGCUUUACAUAGUGGUGUACUUUACCAAAAACGGCUCACAGGAUGGAAUAGACGAUAUUGUAAAAUAGUUGACAAUUGUCUCCGUGGAUUCAGAAACCCAAAUGACCUUUCUCCAGUUUUGGAAGUAAACCUUAGUGCUUGUAACGUUCGUGUUGCGGAAACAGAAGGAAAGAGGCGGUUUAUCUUUCAACUUAACACGGAAGAAAACGAGUCCUUGUACUUUAAUGUGGACACACAAGAUAAUCUUCAUCGAUGGAUUGAAGUGAUUUCCAUUGCAGCAACAUCAAGAUCAGAACGUUCCGCUACAAUUUCGGAAGACGAACUGGAUGUUAGCCAUGUAGAGGCUGACCAAUCAACAGUCGAUACUUCUGAUGAGCGUUUGGGUUCACAUGACAGUAUUCCUUUGCCAAUUCCAGAGAGAAAAGAGUCUUUGAGGAAAGAGUCAUUGAGAAUAGAAAUCACCAAAGAGAAAACAAGAGAAGAAAUAUGUGAAAGAGAAGAAGACUUGUCACAAGAUGGUUCUUACCGAAAAUUUAGUAGUAUUCCGAAUUCGAAGUCCAGGAGUUUUGAAGACUCUCACAAUCAAGAAAGCAAGGGCUGGGAUAGCAAGCUAAUAUGGGAGAAACGGAAUCCCACUCAGCCCACAUAUGCCACGACACCACGUGCAAAAGCCAUUUCCAGAAUGGUGAAAUCAAAACCUGCUAACGUGUCGUCUAGAACAACGAGCAAGCAAAGUCUUGAGUUCACUGACUGCUUGGAAACUUCGCCACAGCGAGCUUUGCAAUUAUCGAAGAAACACGAGUGCUUGGAAAAAUUGAAUAAAUAUUUGGACAAAGAGGGUCAGUUUAGCGGUUUCAUUUUAGAAUUGCAUAUUGCAACAAGCAGCACAACGUUGACACGACGCUGGGCGGUCGUUCAACAUGGAUUUUUGAGAAUAUACGAGAAUUACGGUUGCGCUGAACCAUUUCUCAAAAUCUCGUUAGUCGAAGCGUUUUUGAAGGACUAUACAAAUUUAACAAAAGCGAGGUUUUGUUUCAUGCUGGAGUAUGGAGCUGGACAAUCAAUCUUAUUUCAAACAAACACGCAUCAGGAAUUAAAAAAGUGGAUUAAUGUCAUCACACUGACCAUUGCGUCGUAUACCGAGCAUUUUGGAUCAGAUUGGGAUAUCACACGACAUGGAAGGACUGCAAGGAUAACACUGACAAUGCACGAGCGUACCAUAGUCACCAUUUUGGAUCAGGUUGGGAUAACACAACACGAAAUGACUACAGAAAGUGUUUCGGAUUAUUCACUUUCACUUGAAAAAUCUCCACGCUCUGGGUCCUUAGAUGAUACAGAUGGACCAAGCAGGACAUCAUCAAAUGUGCAGUCUUCUGCAAUUAUCAAUUCUCAUGGUAAUGCGCUUGAUGGCUACCAUGAUAACAAAGACCUUACUAACCCAUCGACUAUAGUUGAUAAAUCUGCCAAACAGAGUUUAAACGCCGUUAAGAGUUCUGACAGUGUGGAUGACGAUAAUUUAGUUAACUCAAACGGUCUGGAGUUACGCACUUAUAGAAGUUCUUUGGUUCACAAAGUGAAGCGCCGUGGAUUUUUAAAGAUGGAAAAGCCAUCAACCGAUGAUGUUGAGAAUUCCAGAGAAGACGUCGCUGAGCAUACUCUUCAAUAUGGUUUGUCUAAAUCCAACCAAGAUUUUGCCAGAAAAUUCUGUGAACUAAAGAGAACUUUAUUUAGCGUUUAUGACGACGAAAAGUCUGAAAACCCAAACCUUGUUUUUAACCUUCUUCAUGACAAAUAUUGUGAAGACUCUAGUACACCAUUUUCUUUCUUGCUCAAGUCCGAGCGUUUGGGAACAAUAAAGUUUAGUUGCAACAACGAAGAAGACUUCAUUGCGUGGAAGAAGGUCUUAACAAAGACAAUAUCACAGGAAAAUGCAUUGGAGAACUCGACAAAAAAGCCUGGCAAUUGCGUCACUGAUUCUCCUAUAGUGCGAAAACGAAGCUCACUGCGCGCAAGUCUCGUUGAAGAAGAAACAAAACAUCACGAGGUUUUAAGAAGCUUGGCCCAUUCCCCUCCUCGUGUUGAUAAAAGCUCGUAUAGCUGCUACGUUUAUGAAGUUCGAGAUUCUUCAGGUAAUAAAACCAUUAUUCGCCGCUGGUGUGUUAUUGAUGUCGACCUUAUUCAAAUAUUUGAACGUGAGAACUCGAGGGAAGCCGUAGUCGAACUUAAACCGAAUGCUUAUAGACUGCACAACAUCGAGAACCCUCGUGAUCUACCGUUCGCCUUUAAACUUGAACGUCUUUCAGCUAUGGAUAGCAAUGAUGAAUUUUUAGUUAUACAAGCAUCAAACGCCAAGGAUUUCAGAGAAUUAUUAAUGCGACUCAAAUACAUGAAAUCAAAUCGCAGGAAAUUAGUUGCAUCGAAAAGCGAGACUAACAUUAACAUUCCCAAAAGACCUGCGCUCGUUCAUUCGAAAAGCGAGAUUUCUUUCAAACGGAUUUUUACAUUAGCUCGUAAAAAGUCAGUGGACAACCUCGCUUCAAGUGUUCAUAGGCAAGGUCACGACACCUGGCCAAAAGUAGUAAAAAGAACACGGAAAACUAGCCGUAGAACGUUAAGUGAUGCAAACACUGAUCAAGCUGCCAUCAAAUCCGUUAUCAAGAACACGUGCGACAAAACUGACAAUAGAAAUUCACUGGGUAGUUUUAUUUUAGAUUCAGAGAGGAAAAUGAACGGAUAUCUAAAUGUCGUGCGAAACAGCGAACUUUGCCGAAGUGAGGUGAGAAAAUGGUGCGUUGUAAAAAAUUAUACGUUUGAAAUUUUUGACGAUAAAAACUCGAAUUUACCAUCUACUGUAAUGAGCCUUGAGAAAGACGUAGAAUUGAUUGAUCACAGUCGUAUGGAUGAAAACACAUUUGAAAUACGCGCCACCUCAAAGUGUCACGUGUUUCGAGCAGCUGAAGACUUUGAAAAAUGGCUUACCAUUUUGACUCAGAUCAUCCAUACUUCUCCAGAAAAUAAUCAAGAUCCUCCAGAGAGAAAUGGAUCGCAAGUCCACACGUUGAAGAGUAAUGGCAUUCAUGGUGAUGUAAAAACGGGAAAUAUACCUAAGUAAAUAUUACCAUGAUGGUAAACUUCCUGGAUGGAGAUUGUUGGGAUAGCAUAUUUGAAGGAAAAAUACAGUUGUUAAAGAAACUGAGCGAAAUACAUGCUCCAUAUCGCAUACAAAAUGGUAUUGUAUUCAAUCUUGGCAAAGAAAAGAAUGGAGUACGUUUUUAUAUUGAAAGAAGUGGUGUAUGAAAAUUAAAAAACUCACCAUUGCUCAGCUUAAACACAAUUACUAUCGUGUUAGAUAACAUCAACUUUAAGCCUACACGAAGUAUAUUUUGAAAGACUUAAGUUUGCGCUCAAAAAAAAAAAUGAAAAAAAAAUGUGUUGAAAUGACCGAAGUAACAGUUGACGCUAUUUAGCUAAUCUACAUGUUACUGUGAUAGAGUAAAUAUAUCGAAGUCUAUUAUUGAUGAAAUUUUCUUUUAUUAUUAAUGUGAUGUUUGAUUUUUAAUUUAUUUCAUUUUAUCAUUUACAUCUUACAACAAGCCAGCUCUUUGAUUUUUUUCAAAAUCCCUUGCAGUGAAAAA
Messenger RNA from Xenia sp. Carnegie-2017, 5221 nucleotides. RefSeq lists its product as uncharacterized. NCBI's taxonomy places the organism in Eukaryota, Metazoa, Cnidaria, Anthozoa, Malacalcyonacea, Xeniidae. The record is from RefSeq and is a predicted model, not a curated record.